Pseudo-nitzschia multistriata is the source of this 2960-nucleotide messenger RNA. NCBI's taxonomy places the organism in Eukaryota, Bacillariophyta, Bacillariophyceae, Bacillariales, Bacillariaceae. The record is from the annotation of a GenBank genome assembly.
CUCUACUUGAUCGCGAGAUCUCUCAAUCGUCAUUAUUCAUCACUACGACUAAGGCAAGUGUUUCUWGGCCAUCGAAUCGAAAAACCUCACAGCUGUACCAGCAUUAGAAUAGAUCGCAGCCAUAGAUAUUCAAAAUGGCGGACCAGUCGCAAAUUCAACAGCUCGCGCAGCUUUUGCUGGCCGCACAACAGAGCAGUAAGUUCCUUACGAAAGAGACGACAGCCUUGGAGUCGAGUUURCUUCGAUUUGACGCGUUGAGUUGAAUGAAAAGAAUCAUGUCGAUGAUUCCAUGACUAUCUGCCCAUACUUGCUCUCUGAYAAACCGAACACURAUUUAAUCUCACGUUUGCUUGCYAUAUUUUCUUUUAUUUCAGAUCCGGAUGCCGAACGACAACUGAAUGAAUUCAAGAACUCGAACCUCGGAAACUACUUCCAGGGUCUCGUCAGCGUCUUGGCGACCGAUGGAAUCAAUACGGACCCCCUCGCCCGACAGCUAGCUGGUUUGUUGGUAAAAAAUGCCCUCAAACCUCUCCACAGCACAGAGCACGCUUUGCAAGCGCAGUACCACAACGCAUGGAAGGCCCUGGAUCCUGCCGUUCGGGACAGCAUCAAGGGACCGUUGCUGCAAGCCAUGCGUAAUCCCGAAACGGGGGUCAGCCAUCCCGCUGCACAAGCUGCUGCGGAAGUUGCUGCCGUGGAGCUACCGUACGAGGAAUGGCCGGCCUUUUUGCCGUCCUUGCUGGAGAAUAUCCGCGUUGCCGAAUACACCGAAAACGUUAAGGUUGCAACCUUGGAGUGUCUGGGAUACUGCUGCGAACGYAUUAGUUUUCUUGGAGGCGAAGUCAACCAGACCUCUACUGAUUCCAUGUUGAGUGCUAUUGUCGAYGGAAUUGGUGCGUCUCGCUCAAACAGAAUGAGACAUGCCGCAGCUGGAGCUUUGAAAAAUUCCCUCAUGUUUGCAGAAUCCAACAUGGAAAARCAGGAGGAACGCGGGGCCAUUAUGAAUGCCUUGAUGGAAGCAACUCGUAGCGAGGACGCACAGGUUAGAAUCGCAGCAUACGAAGGUAUCGUUCAGGUUGCUUGUCUCUAUUACGCAAAGCUUAGUGAAUACAUGACAAAUCUGUAUCAGCUGACAACAUCUACUAUCCAGCAGGACAACGAGGAAGUUGCCAAGAUGGCGAUUGAGUUCUGGACUUCGCUUUGUGAAGUAGAACAAGACCUUAUCGACGAGGAACUUGAGAUGAGACAGCGUGGACUACCAGUUGAACGUCCAUGCAUGCGCUACGUUGAUGCCGCCAUGACACAUUUGGUACCGAUUCUUUUCGAAACGCUCAUGAAGCAAUCCGAAGACCCAGACAACGACGAUUUUAUUUUGCAAAUGGCGGGGCAGCUUUGUCUAACAAGUAUCAGCCAAACUGUGGAAGACAAGAUCGUUGGAGCCGUGAUGCCAUUUGUUACACCCAACAUCCAAGACUCAAACUGGCGCAAGCGUGAUGCCGCCGUCAUGGCCUUCAUCAGUAUUCUAGAUGGUCCAUCGUCCGACGCUAUCGGACGAUAUGUAACGGAAUCGGUUCCAUUGCUCCUUAAUAUGCUUAAYGACGAGAACAUAAUUGUUCGGGACUCCACAGCCCAUUGCAUUUCCCGAAUUUGCUUCUUGCACGUUGAUUUCAUCCCGAACAAUCAAUUUAAACCACUUUUGGAAGCGCUCACGACGAAGUGCAGUGACGGAUCACCAAAGGUUGCAACUCAAGCUGCAACUGCAAUCUUUAACUUGGCAAGUGCUGUUUCGGAUCGACAAGAGGAAGAUGCUCCAACRAACGCUCUCUCUCCAUACAUGCAGGAAAUUCUACAGCAGUUGCUAAAAAUGGUAGACCGCCCGGAUUCAGACGACGAAUGCAAUCUCCGACUUGCCGGUAUGGAAGCGAUCUCCGAACUUAUCUCAGUCUCUGCACAAGAUAAUUUUGGCCUUCUUAGUCAGCUUCUCCCAGCGUUUGUCGAACGCUUCAAACAAGCUUCGGCAGUGGCCGUCCUGAACGAGGAAGACAAGAACAACAAAGAACAGAUCCAAGGUUUGUUGUGUGGGGUCAUCCAAAAUCUUUACCGCAAACUUGACAAAGCGACUCUUUUGCCUAUGACGGACGACGUCAUGCUCUUGCUGUUGGAUGCGUUAUCUGUUAAGAAUUCAAGUUGUCACGAGGAAUGCUUCACUGCUGUUUCUGCCAUCUCUGAUGCGAUCGAAGAUGAUUUCGUGAAGUACAUGGAUGCAUUUGCACCUCACUUAGUGAACGGCCUCAGRAAUUUCCAGGCCUAUCAAGUCUGUAUUGUCGCAGUUGGAACAGUUGGCGACAUUAGCCGAAACAUCGAAGGAAAGAUUCAACCCUAUUGUGAUACUAUCAUGAACGCAUUGGUUGAUGACUUGAAAGAUAGCUCAAUUCAUCGAUCCGUGAAGCCACCGGUGCUCUCUUGCUUUGGUGACAUCGCCAUGGCGAUCGGCGCUGCUUACCAACCAUAUCUUGAAUUUUCGGUUCUUAUGUUGAUGCAAGCCUCACAGACACAGGUUCCCGAUGACGACGAUGACCUCAUCGACUACCUUAAUUUGUUGAGAGAAUCCAUUUUGGAAGCCUUUGUCGGAAUUAUUCAAGGUCUCAAGGAUGGAAACAUGCUUGGAAGCUUUGCCAGCUACGUCUCACCCAUCUUGGAAUUCUUGAAGGUUAUUGCCGAAGACAAGAACCGCGAUUCAUAUGUUCUCAACAAAGCCGUUGGAUUGCUUGGAGAUUUGGCGCAAACUAUGGGGCCACCUAUUAAGAACGAAAUCAACAAACAAUUCGCAAUGAAGCUAAUUCAGGAUGCGAUGGCCAGCGGUGAUUCAUCUUUGCAAGAAGUUGCAACCUGGGCCAGUCAGGCAGUAACAACCGUCGUUCAAUCGUAAGAACAAACAUGAAUCAAAUAAAACGCCAGCU